Zychaea mexicana is the source of this 468-nucleotide messenger RNA. RefSeq lists its product as uncharacterized. The record is from RefSeq and is a predicted model, not a curated record. The transcript has 4 exons. Lineage: Eukaryota; Fungi; Mucoromycota; Mucoromycetes; Mucorales; Lichtheimiaceae. Bases 1 to 468 code for a protein of 155 amino acids.
AUGCAUCUCAUGAAAUCAUUUUUGCCUGCAGCUGCCUCGGCACUGCAAUCUGCGUUCCUCUGGUUCGCCGGUUUUCUUUCCUCCCCCUCUGCCUCCUCCCCCUCUGCCUCCUCCUCCUCUACCUCCUCCUCCUCCAUCGCCACCAACAAGGACGACAACUGCAACCAGGCCGCUUUUGAGCUCACUGCUGAGGAUCUAGCAUUGGUCUUGAGCGCGGCGGUCUCGGUUGUGGAGACAACGAUCUCGGUUGACCAAGCGGCAGCAUCGUUGCAGCGCCGCUCUCAGCCGCAACAUUUCUGCACUGCUCGUCUCCGUCGGUCCUACGCUUAUCCUUACUGCACUAAGUGCGAGAGUAAUGGUAAAGUAAUGGUUCAUAUCGAUAACCAAGACUUGAGCAUAGAGGUUGCACAAUUAAAUAAAGUCGUCAUGAAUAGCGCUCUUACACUCAGCAUCUUAUACCAACUAUGA